Messenger RNA from Caenorhabditis briggsae, 1521 nucleotides. NCBI's taxonomy places the organism in Eukaryota, Metazoa, Nematoda, Chromadorea, Rhabditida, Rhabditidae. The record is from RefSeq and is a predicted model, not a curated record. Gene Ontology annotation, cellular component: membrane.
AUGCUUUUCUGCUUUACCACAUGGCCAGUAGCAAUGAUUUUGAACCAAGACAACAGUUUGGCUCAUAGCGUUACUGGAAAACGAUUCGGGCAGUGUACAAUAAUUUUCUGGUGGAGUUGUAUUAUUGCUCAUUUGGCUAUAUCCAUCAAUCGAUAUGUGUCAAUUGUGUUUCCUAUAAAGUCCUACAUUUGGUUCACUGUUCCCAACACCAAAUACGCGAUAUUUUGUAUUUGGCUCAUUGGUUUUCUGGUCACAAUUCCAUAUUUUUGGCAUGACACAUGCUACGUGGCAUUUAAUGCCCACACUUUCCAAUGGACCUAUGCAGAGGAUCCGUGCGGACAGUUUCUGUCAUUAUUCGAUUUCAUCGGCGGUGUCAUACUGUGUUCCUUCGCUUUCACUAUCGAUAUGCUAACUUUGUUCCGGCUCAGAGAAGCUAAUAAUGUAAUUUUUCAUUUUUUCGGAAGUUUGAUCAUCGGAAUAAGUACUCAAACCGCGGCCGAAGCCACGAAACGUCGAAAAACCGAAAUCCGAUUUUUCACACAAGCCUUCACACAAUGCAUCGUAUUCUGUAUUUGCCUACUGUCGUUUCACAUUUUCACACUUUUAUCUGAUAGUGUCUGGUGGCAGUUUUCAAUGGUUACAAUGAUAUGGAUUUUGGCACAUUCGCUUGAUGGAGCAAAUACGAUUAUUGUCUUAAAAAGCACAAAAAUGAUGUUCCAAACGUUUCUAACAAUGAUAUCAAUGGCGAAUUCCAUUCACACCGAUGAACAAAUACGAAAAAACAUAGAAAACGAGGCGAAUCGAUUUCAAGUGGACCCAUUUCCCCUAGGAUUGAGUUGCACCGUCGAGAGUUCCAUACAGAGAGCAGAAAAUUAUUUCCUCGAGACCUGCCCGCUAAGCUAUGAUCCAAUUUGCGACGAUCCCAUAUUCAAUAAGUACCAGGAAUUCGAGUAUCGCUGUCGAUUUCCAGUUUGGUCAAAUACCGUACUACAAAUUAACUCCUCAAAUUUCAUGGAUCUCAUCAAGAUGCGCGAUUAUUACGGUAGAGAUUGGUGUAUGGUUGUAUUAUUUCACUCGCCGAGCUGUCCAUUCUCCUCUCGGUUGGCUGCUCAUUUCAAUGAGAUUCCGAAAAAAUUCCAGAAUUUAAUUUCUGUCGCUGUCGAUGCUUCAGACUUUACAAAAUCGCACCGCUUGAAUUUCCGUUACGGCGUUUCUGGCACCCCAACCGUCCUUCUCUGGGUCAAUGGAAUCGGUGUGGCUCGAAUGGGAAUUAAGGAUUUGAGUUUGGAAAGUAUUAAGGAUUUGAUCACUUCUCAUACGGAUUUACAAGAAAUUCGAGAGAAAAACGAUGAGACGAGAGAGGAUAAUAUUCCAGAGAGAUUAUUCGAAUUGGGAGCCAAAUUAGAGGAUGUCUCCGUCGACGUGAAGGAGAACACAAUCAUGAACAUUCUCUACGUACUUUUGUGCAUUCUCGUUUGUACUAUCAGUGAGUCUUUUAAAAUCGAAUUUCGGUCAUUUUUA